AUGGCGUUUUUCAUCACCACUGCAUCAGCCGCCACCUUCCUCCUCCUCCUACACCUCUGUGUCGGCUAUCCGAAAGGUUCUCCAGGUUGGCCACCAAUGUCGAAAUGCAACUUAAUUUACGAUCAUGAACUCAUGGCUUUUCCCUUGAAUCUGGAGUACUUGGAGGCUGAAUUUUUCUUAUGUGGUGCAUUCGGCUAUGGCCUUGACCACGAAGCUCGCCAAAUCGCCAUGAAUGGCCCACGGCCUAUCGGCUGCACUAAGGCCAACCUAGGCCAGUAUGUUCUCGACAAUAUCAAACAAAUGGCUUAUCAGGAAGUCGGACAUCUCAGGGCGAUACAAGGAACACUACAGAAUAAUACCGGCAAACCUGGAUUCCCAAGACCACAACUCGAUCUGAGUAGCAGCGUAUUUGCAAAUAUUAUGGACAAUGCGUUUGGGGAGACACUCGACCCCCCAUUCAACCCUUACCAGAACGAUAUAAACUAUCUUAUCGCGUCGUAUGCCAUCCCAUACGUCGGACUAACCGGAUACGUUGGGGCAUUGCCUUGCUUGUGGAACCCCACUUAUAGAAAGCUGGUCGGGGGUCUUUUGGCGGUGGAAUCAGGACAGGAUGCAGUGAUACGGGAAAUGUUGUACGAAAGAGCCGAUCAACUUGUAAAACCGUACAGAUUCAAGGUGUCAGAAUUUACAAGCAAGAUCUCGAGCCUCAGGGACAAUCUCGGAGGGCAGGGGGUGAAAGACGAGGGCAUAGUAGUUGAUAAGUCGCAAGGCGCCGAGGGCAAAAUUGCAGGGAAUGUGCUUGCUGGAAACGAGAAUUCAGUGGCAUACGACCGGACUCCAGAGGAGAUUUUGGCCAUCGUGUAUGGGUCGGGAGACGUGCAUAAGCCGGGUGGGUUCUUGCCCAAUGGAGGUGGUGGGGCGAUUGCCGAAUCCUACCUCCGCAAACAUUGA
This is a messenger RNA of Striga hermonthica, 951 nucleotides long. NCBI's taxonomy places the organism in Eukaryota, Viridiplantae, Streptophyta, Magnoliopsida, Lamiales, Orobanchaceae. The record is from the annotation of a GenBank genome assembly.